Phycodurus eques (leafy seadragon) is the source of this 3848-nucleotide messenger RNA. RefSeq names its product high-affinity choline transporter 1-like. The record is from RefSeq and is a predicted model, not a curated record. The transcript has 10 exons. The coding region runs from base 131 to 1927 and encodes 598 amino acids. Gene Ontology annotation, molecular function: choline:sodium symporter activity. Lineage: Eukaryota; Metazoa; Chordata; Actinopteri; Syngnathiformes; Syngnathidae. Gene Ontology annotation, cellular component: perikaryon; synapse; axon. Gene Ontology annotation, biological process: transmembrane transport; synaptic transmission, cholinergic; choline transport.
CCCACCAAGUCAGCCGAGAGACCUCCGCCAUUGUCUCAUUGGAGCGCUCGUCUGAGGAGCCCAGCACAUGCCUCUCGGAUCUUCUCAGGUCUCCAUGCGUCCUUGUUCCUAGCGGAAGACCGGCGCGACCAUGACCAUCCAUGUCGAGGGGCUUGUGGCGAUCGCGGUCUUUUACCUCCUCAUCCUCUUUGUGGGCAUUUGGGCGGCAUGGAAGAACAAACACACCGGCGAGGCCGAGGGAACCGACCGCAGCGAAACCAUCAUGGUCGGAGGCAGAGACAUUGGAUUAUUCGUCGGCGGAUUUACCAUGACCGCAACUUGGGUUGGAGGAGGAUACAUUAAUGGCACUGCUGAGAAUGUUUAUCUGCCAGACUAUGGCUUGGCUUGGGCACAAGCCCCCUUUGGAUAUGCCCUCAGUCUUGUUGUCGGCGGAGACUUUUUUUUUGCCAAGCCCAUGCGCUCGAGAGGUUAUGUAACCAUGUUAGACCCGUUCCAGCAACUGUACGGCAAACGCAUGGGCGGCCUUCUCUUCAUACCCGCAUUAAUGGGGGAGAUCUUCUGGUCCGCCGCCAUCUUGUCGGCUCUUGGUGCCACUCUCAGCGUCAUCGUGGACAUCAACAUCAAAAUGUCAGUGGUUAUCUCGGCCCUCAUUGCCAUCUUUUAUACGCUGGUGGGUGGACUUUACUCAGUGGCUUACACUGAUGUUGUGCAGCUCUUCUGCAUCUUUGUCGGCCUGUGGAUCAGCGUGCCUUUUGCUCUGACCAACCCAGCCGUCUCAGACAUCAUGGUGACUGCAGUGAAGCAUGUCUACCAGUCGCCAUGGAGAGGCAGCGUCGACAAGAGCGACACCUGGGUCUGGAUUGACAAUUUUUGCCUCCUGAUGCUUGGAGGAAUUCCUUGGCAAGUGUAUUUCCAACGAGUCCUAUCUGCUUCCUCUGCUACCUACGCACAAGUCCUCUCCUUUAUUGCUGCUUUCGGAUGCCUCAUCAUGGCUGUCCCCUCGGUUCUUAUUGGAGCUAUCGGGGCCUCCACAGACUGGAACCAAACAACAUAUGGUGCCAUUCCUCCUAAAGAGAAGGAAGAGGCCGAUAUGAUUCUCCCCAUCGUUCUCCAACAUCUCUGCCCGCCAUUUGUGUCUUUUUUUGGCCUGGGCGCGGUGUCUGCUGCUGUCAUGUCAUCUGCCGACUCGUCCAUCCUGUCAGCGAGCUCCAUGUUUGCAAGGAAUAUCUACCAGCUGGCCUUCAGACAGUCGGCAUCGGAUCGCGAGAUUGUGUGGGUCAUGCGCGUCACCAUCUUUGUGUUCGGGGGUCUUGCCACGUUGAUGGCGCUGGUUACGGGCACAGUUUACGGACUGUGGUACCUCAGCUCAGACUUGGUUUAUGUCAUCAUCUUCCCCCAGCUCCUCAGCGUGCUCUUUGUCAAAGGCACCAACACAUAUGGCUCGGUAGCUGCUUACUUCUUUGGUAUGGUGCUGCGUGUAGGUGGAGGGGAACCCUACCUGCAUCUGCCCCCUUUCAUUUACUACCCCGGAUGGACCACGGAGCAGCGCAAGGACCACAUUACUGGACAAAUGGAGGAUGUUGUCGUUCAAAAGUUUCCUUUUAAGACAGUCUCUAUGCUCGCUUCAUUUCUGGGUAACGUUGCGUUUUCCUACCUGGCCAAGUACCUGUUUGAGAGUGGCAAGUUAUCUCAUAAAUACGACUUUCUCGACGCAGUUGUGUCCAAGCACAGUGGCGAGAUUAUGGAUAAGACAACGCUUGUGACCCGUGGCAACAAUAUCGCGCUGUCUGAGAUGGCGCCUGUCAAACCAAGGCUGAGCGUGACUUUGGCGGCCGCCUUCACGCGCCGCGACACACUGCCAACAGACACUGUGGAUGAGGAAGAGGAGGAGUCAAGCCCUGACUCCUCCCACCAUGACGAAGAAUGAAAAGAUCAGGAUGUCAUUUUUAGAGGAAUGCAACAGAACUGGUCCAGCUGCGAAACAAAAAGAAGACAAUGCGCAAACAUCCUCCCGGGGGACAAUGAGGUACAACACUGACUGGUGGUAGCUGGGAUACUAUGGUCAUUUCCAGAACAAUAUGUUCUCACAAAAUUAGUUUGUAACACACAUUCAAACGAAACUUUUAUUUCCAGCACCAUGAGAGUCACGACAUCAAAAUUAGCUUUGUGUACAUGCACCCCGCAGCACCAGUCCUGCUUCAAUAUACUGUACUCCACAAACAAAUGCAUAUACUAAUAUGCAUUCUUCAUUUUCUAUACCACUGGCACUGGAGUCUGUCCCAGCUGACUUUGGUCAAAGACAGACGACACCCAGGACUGGUCGCCAGUCAAUUACAGGGCACAUUUAUUGCUGACAGCCAUUUUCACUGACGCCAUCACAGAGUGGGAACUGGUUUGGCGAGUAAGCUACUACAUCAUCAGUGACCAUAUACUAAUAUAUUGUUAACAAUUAAUUGCAAUGAGCCAGAAAAUAAACAUUAGAAGUCGGUAGCAAUAUAAAGUUAUUUGAAUAAUAUUUAUUUCUAAAAAAUAUAUUUUUGUUGAAUAACCCAUAUUAUCCUUUUUUUUUAUUGUGACAAAUUAAAGUGCAUUACUUUCUGUAUGAAACCCUGCUAGUGUAAGAAAACGCUCAUCAGGAAAGGUAGCGUAGCAGCUUAUUGAUUGCACAUGAAGUUGUCUUUCUGUGAAGUACUGUAUAUCAUAAACACUCUCACAAACUCUCAUAUACGGUGGAUGUGAAGUAAUAUCAGCAUCUGUUUGAAAAAGAUACUCCGUUUCAUUAUCAUUUUGUCUCAUGUGUCAACAAUCAGACAAUAUUAAACUGCACAAGUAGAAAGAAGACAUGAAGCAGUUUUAGAGCACAACUUUAGUUUGCAAGUAAAAACACUUGACACCUGUAAACCUGGUGAAGUCAAAGAAGAUGUGACGUGAGAGGAACCUAUGCCGUAUCCCUAACCAGUUAUCUGAUGUUAUGUGUAGGUAAUAUAUUCAGAUUUAUAUUGGGAACACAGCAUGAGGAGCACCGUCAGUAUUUUUGUCCAAGAUGACUUUGAAGGGGAUCCUUGAGACAUUGCGUCUUCUCAGCCAUGCUCCCAAUCAUUAUAUUGAGAUUACUGGAUAUAUUGAUAUCAAAUGUAAAUCAUCACAUUAAAAAGAUUAUGAUUACAUAAAUGAAAUAUAUCAAACGUAUUAACUUGCUCCGACAAACUGAUUUUGUUACUGAUUAUUGAUAUAAGAAAACAAAAUAUCUAAUGACUGUGAAUCAACAGGCAACUCAUCCAUCAAGCUCAAUAGAACCUAUACAAGCAAUAGUGACAAUAGUUGACUUAAACCAUUACAGUAGCUCUCUUAGAGAAGCGGACUUCACCUGAAGCAUCAAUGUAAAUAACACUGUUAUUCUGCUGCCUUAAUGUAAAUCAUGUGAACAGAUAUCUGAAUUUCCACAGAACUGACUGUACUCUGGUCAAACUGCAAUGAAAAAAAAAAAGAUGAAUGUAAUCUCAAAUCAUCUCAUUAUAUCAAAAAUGUAAUUUGCUGUUUGUGUUGGGUAUUUUUUCGCAAGUCAAAUUGUCGCAGAAUAGUAUGUCCGCCAUUUUUUAAAUUAUGAAUCUGUAACGUGUGUGUUGUUGAUGGCCAUGUACAGCUUAUUUUCUCUGUGAUGUCUAUGUUUAUAUAAAAAUGGGGAGAAAGGCAUAGAAAUAACAAAUUGCUGAUUAAUAUUUAUCAUGUAAGAAGGAAGGAUGUUAUCUAAAUGUUGAUUUAUUUUUGAUGUCAUAGAUGUAACAAUAAAAAAAUGUAAGAUUAUAAUGUAGAAAAACAGUACAUAAAAUCUACUUUGGUAUAGUAAA